Molecule: messenger RNA, 1072 nt
Organism: Podarcis muralis (Common wall lizard)
Lineage: Eukaryota; Metazoa; Chordata; Lepidosauria; Squamata; Lacertidae
Source: RefSeq, a predicted model, not a curated record
AUGGCCGUUUGCAAGCUAUAUGUGUUUACAUCAAUUGGUGCUCCAUUCCAGCGUCUCCGAGCAGCCCCAGACGCCCCAGUGCACUGUCUCCGCGGUUCCCGUGCCUUUGGGCUGCUAUGGGUGUCCCCGCUGCGGGUUGAGCAGCUGAGCCCGGCAAAUAGAAGCGGGGAGGCAAGUCCUAGACAGAUUGGCGGUGGUGGUUCUUCAAAUUCUGGCACUAGAAGAAUGUCUGAAUUAAAAUUUCGGGAGGUGCUGCCCAAGCAAGGGAUGUUAGCAGUAGAUGAUGUGACUACUAUGGUGUUAUGCAAGCCGAAGCUGCUACCUUUAAAGUCAGUUACCCUAGAAAAGCUUGAGAAAAUGCAACGUGAAGCACAGGAAACUAUUCGACAGCAGGAACUACUUGCUCAGCAAUGUUCAAACUCUGAAUCCAUUCAAUAGUUUACUUAAUGGAGUUUCUGUACUGCUGUAUCAAUGUAUAUAGCAAUAUGAUAUGCUGUGUAAAACAUUACACAUAAACAGGAUAGUGUUGUAGAUUCUUACAAAUUUUCCCAAUUGUACUGCUCUCUUUUAAAAUAUAUUCAAGUAUGUAGUCAUUUAAAUCCAGGUAAUCUUUUAAAAAAUGGCAUUCAGAAUCCUGCUCCAGGAUUUCUGUAGUUUUUCAUAUCAUAGGUCAACUUAGCAGCCUUACAUACGUUACUGAACCUUUAACUCAGCACGGGGAACCUUUUUGGCCCAGCAGGUCAGAUCAUUCACCUCUGCAGGACAACUCUUGACAGGUGGCAGCUAAUUUGCCUGUUACCCAAUAUCAUAAUGAUGCUGGAUGAUUGCCAUGAGGGUUGCCACACCCACCAGCCCAUCCCUUGUGCAACACUUGGGAACCACAAUGCAAGUGGCUUUGCCAGCCCUAUGCUCAGCAAAUUGCAGUGUAUUGGGCUGACAAAGCUGCUUUCUACAGAGAUCAGCUGAGCAAUUGGGUUUCCCAAGGUUUAGGUUUAGAAAGGUUGACAUUUCUUGGUUGACAUUAAUAAAACUUGUUUCUAUACUAUUAAAUAUACCAAUAUGCUAAAGAGUA